CACAUCCACGGACACAAUCCACGGACACAUCCACGGACACAUCCACGGACACAUCCACGGACACAUCCACGGACAGCGGCCGCCCGGCGCCGAGGGGAGGUGUUGCGUGCAUUGGGACACUUGCAUCAGUCAGUUGUACGUGUGGCAGCUGCACUGGUGUUGCUGUUUAAUCUGUCUGCGUGUUGGCUAUGGGAGAUUGGAGAGUGGAAAUCAUGCCUGUUCCAGAACCGACACCAGAUAGCAAGGAAUUUAUUUAUCACUGCACAUCCAGAUCAAGAAUGUCUCCCUGCAACAGCUUUGUUGAAUCACUGUCUCUAAACACCAGUCAUAAUUUGAGUUUGUUUUGCACGAAUGAGAAUGUACAAGAAUGCAUCGCUUACCUCAACCAGGAACUCGCCACCUUGGGAUUCCCCUCGUUUUACACGGAGGACUCGCGGCAGGAGCUGAACCUGGUGGUCAUUUUGAACGGCACGUAUGAGCUCCUCCAACUUCAUCGCAAAAGUCUCCGCACUCUGGAGGACAUGGAGACGCAACACCUGAGGUCCAGCAGUGACAUGGACCACCUGUACCACAGCCAGGUCAAACUAAAGGAUCAACUGGAGUCUUCCCGGAGAGAGGUUGUGUCAUGUCAGGAGAAGGACAGGCAGCUGCAGUUGAAGAACAGAGCUUUACAUAGUUUACUGAAGAACGAAAAGGAAGAGAUACAAAAAUUACAAAGUAUAAUAGCAAGUCGAGCAACCCAGUACAAUCAUGACUUGAAGAGAAAGGAGCGGGAAUAUAAUAAACUGAAAGAGCGCUUGCACCAGCUGGUCAUGGACAAGAAAGAUAAGAAGCUGUGUAUUGACAUCCUUAAUUACGUGGGGCGGUCGGAUGGGCGGCGGAGUGCUUGGCGCACCAGCAAAACGGAAGCCAGGAAUGAAGGGGAAAUGUACAAAGCCCUCAUCAAUAACUACGAGAGGCAUCACAAAGAGCUGAUGGUGGAAAAUAUCGAACUGAAACAAGUCCUCCAGCAGAUGAAGAGAGAGAUGAUGUCCGUACUGAACCGUAGAAAGCAACGGUCAAAAGAGCCGUUGGAAGAUAGCAGUGGUCUGGUUGGGUCGGACAAUGAGGAGGAUUCCCGUGAGUCAAAUAAAGUAAACGGCUUGGAGCUGUCGUGCGAGGAGGUGCGGGAACAACUAACCAACAGCAUCCGGCAACAGUGGAGAAUGCUGAAGAGCCACGUGGAGAAGCUCGACUCACAAGCAGCCUUGACGUCGGGCUUCCUGGACAGCGAGGAGAUCAGCAGGGACGAUCAUGAGCAGGAAGUGGAGAGGAUGAAGAUGGAAAUCCGGCAGUGUCGAGAUGUGAUCAAGGGGCAGCAGCAGCUGUUGCAGCAACAGCUUAGUACGCAGUGUGACGAUGAAACUGCCGUACUACUGCGGGACUGCUACUUACUGGAAGAGAAGGAACGACUGAAAGAAGAGUGGACCUUGUUUAAUGACCAGAAGAUAAACUUUGAGAGGGAAAGAAGACACUUUACCGAAGCAGCUAUUCGGCUGGGCCACGAGAGGCAGGUUUUUGAAGAAGAUCGAGCCACGUGGCUGAAGCAGCAGUUCUUGAACAUGACCCCGUUUGGGGAGAGCAAAAGGCCAAAAAUAAUGAAUCCACAAAGUGCCUUGUCUAUUGGUGCGGAGCAGGAGAAGUACAAGAUCCAGCCACAGCCAAAUAAACCCGCUUAUCUCCGACCUAAUAGUACACCCGAACCUUCCAAAAAUACCAAAUUCCCACCAAUAAAGAGUUCCACCGAACCGGCUGCAACAGAGUGUCUGACUGCUGGCUCUAGCUCGAGACAUGUACCAAAAAGAGGAAGUUCGUUGGGGAGUUCGGAGAUGAACAGAAACAGCAAUGGAAUCUCACAUGCAAAGUGUAGGAGCACCUUGAAGCCAGGCCUGGAUCUCUCACAUUUUAAUGGCUCCAUGUCUUGGAAACAUUCGCAGGACGAAGGCGACUCGGACGAAAGUUCUCUGCAAUCUGCAAGUGAACUGGGCUUCAAUUGAUCGGUGGGGAUGGCACAAACUAGUUCCCCGGACUGUGUAAUGCGACACAGAGGCCUCGGCAUAACGCACUUGCAUUCAAGCCCAUCGUACUGACAUUUGACGUCACUUCAGCCAGCACUUUGUAUGUUGAGUGGAAACUAUCCAGAUUGUAACUGUGAAGUCCAGACGACUUUUUUUUUUGGCUUUCCAAUGGUGCACUAGGGUUUAUUACAAAUUGGGUCUGAAUUAUCUCAUUUUAAAUGCAUCUGUUUUUGAUGAUUUCUCUUGCUGAUUUUACAUAGAUUAAUUUUUUUAAUUUAAAAAGAAAAAAGAUUUUUUGCUUUUGAUUUGUUGAUGUAAGUAAUGUGAGCCACUACAGAAGCUGGGAUGAUUUUAUUUAAUGUACUUGUGGUGUGAAUGAAUCGAGCACACAUCAGACCACUCCAAGCAACGGUUCUACCGGGUCCUUGUUCUGACAGAGGUUUAAUCAGGAGGUUUUUAAAAUUAUAUUAUAUAUUUAGUUAGGUUCUGCUCUAAAUGUAACACAUUAAUUUUUAGUCCUUGAUACAUGGGACAAUAAUAAAUGUGUUUGCAGGAGGUGCACCUUAAGUUAA
Molecule: messenger RNA, 2629 nt
Organism: Leucoraja erinaceus (little skate)
Lineage: Eukaryota; Metazoa; Chordata; Chondrichthyes; Rajiformes; Rajidae
Product: afadin- and alpha-actinin-binding protein A-like
Exons: 14
Coding region: 189-2036 (615 amino acids)
Source: RefSeq, a predicted model, not a curated record